UAUUGAAAUAAGUACCACAAAGAUUUUAAUCCUGAACCUCGUAUUACUAAGUGUUCACCAUCAGUUUCUGCUGAAACAGUCAGUUAUUCAGCAACAACAGGCAAAUAUCCACCUGUACCUGCAAACAGAGAGUGAACAACAAUGAAAACGUCGCAACGGCGCGAUAUUAAGGAGACUCCAAUGGAUUCUGGCUAUUCGUGGAUAGUUCUCAUCGCUUCGUCGGGCAUUUACAUGCUUCUUGGUGGAACUGCAAAAGCAUAUAGUGUUCUCUACACCGAGUUCUUGCUGUACUACGGGUCCGGAUCUGGACAAACAGCGUGGAUAGGCAGCGUCAACUCUUUACUCUUCUUUGCUAUGGGGCCAAUAGGGAACCGUCUGUCAGAAGUGUUCACGUUCCGCAAGGUGGUGUUGUUCGGAGGACUUCUGCAUGGAAUUGGGGUGUUCGCCAGUGCAUUCAUGCCUUUUAUGGAACUUCAUUAUUUAACCAUAGGUCUAAUAAACGGUGUGGGUGGAGGACUGGCAUUUUCUCCAGCGAACACAAUCGUAAGCUUUUACUUUGAGAAGAGACGGGCAUUGGCAAGUGGUAUAAUGAUAUCAACAGGAGGACUGGGUAGUUUUCUGUUUCCAAUUGCUUACAGGUUUUUAAUAGACAUGUACGGGAUCCAGGGUGCGCUCAUGAUAAUUGGUGGUUUCUUAUUAAAUACCUGUGUCUUCGCUAUGCUUCUAAAACAGCCUUCUCAAAUUGUACAAAAGUUCAAGAAAGCAAAUAAUGGUGACAUUGACAACAUUAAGACCAAUACAGAUGGAGUCGUUCAAAAAACCGCAGAAAUCGACAAAGAAAGUGAGGAAAAUACUUUAUUGCAAUACAAUGAACGACAACUGGAAAUGAAAGGGGAUAGCAAAAACAAGAAAUUAAAUCGACCAACUUUAUCGCUUUCCAGCUUAUUCAAUUUCUCCUUAUUUCGUAAUCCAAAAUUUGCGAUGUAUGCUAUAGCGUAUACAGCAAAUACAUUUGCGUACAUAGGAGUCUUCACUGCACUUCCGGCCCAUAUCAUAGCGCUAGGUCACGGUAAAGGAAAGGUUGUUAUGGCGCUCUCAAUCACAGGAGCAAUGGAAAUAAUCAGCAAACUCUUCUUUGGUUGGAUUGUGGAUCUCAAAAUAAUCGGCGUGAAAAAGUUGCUCUUAUUGACGUUUGUUGUGAGCGCUAUUUCCACCAUGGUGAUACCAUUCUUUAAAGACUUCACUGCUGUCGCUGUAUAUGCUGGGAUGGUAGGUGUGUUUCCGGGAAGUUAUUUCACAUUAAUGGCGGUCGUACUGCUACAGUGUAUUCCUCUGACGGAUCUGACAAGCGGGUUUGGUCUGAUGAUGCUAUGUUUGUCAUUCGGCGCAGUUCUCUGUCAACCAAUAGCAGGCUGGAUAGAGGACGCCACGGGGACCUGGGACGCCUCUUUCCGGUUCCUUGGCGGUAUGACGUGUUUGGCCACUGUUGUUGUACUCUUGGAGCCUUUAUUUGUCAAACACUGGUUCUUGAGAGUAAAACCUACGGAAGAUGUAAAUACCAAACACCAGGAAAUGACGUCAGAUCUGAAGGAAUCUGGUACUCUUGAUAGGAGAUACAGUCUGGAGGUUGUAUCACAAACAGAAAAAGACUACAAUACUGUAUUAUAGAUUAAUAAUUUUAAUGUUUUUAAGAAUAUAUUUUAAUAUGUUUUAAAGAUUAAAAUCCAUCUUAUGAUCGAGGGUAAUAGGAAAUGAAUCAGUAAAAAUAGGUGUAAAUUAUAACAUGGACAAUGUAUUUCGUUUAAUAUUGGAUGUCGAUAAAUUAACAUACAUGUAACACAAUUAUCACUAACAAAAUCGGACUUUAACGAGUAAAAUGACAACAACGUCAUGUAUGAUGGAUUUUUUCAUACAGUUGUCAAUUCAACAAUGUGCUUCCCACCAUAAACAGAACGCCUGUUCUUUUUUUUAUUACUCUUGAUACCGUUUGAAGAUGUAGUAUCUUAUAUUUCCAUUUGCUCUACAAAUCUCGGAUCAUAAUACUCACAUAAUUUCCAUUGGUGUAGUGACAUGUUCGUGACGUUGUAACUUAAUGACGUCGUUUUGACCGACGUCACUAUAAUAAGUGUAGUUAUGUUGUGUAAAAUGUGAAUAUCCUCACGGUGGAAUAUUUUGAUCAAAUUGUUGAAAUAAAAUGGAUGAUUUUGUGUUUAUUUUCACGAACUAUAUUGUUUCGCCGGGAACGGUCGCGUGUACUCGUGACGUCACAAGAACAGGUCCCAUUGACAGACAUCGCGAAAUUUGACUUUGAAAUGCGAUAGCAGGUUGGAAUUCAUAUUCGAUCUGUCUGCAAUCCCGUGAGAAUUAUAGGACAAUAACUUUCCAAAGAAGGCAGUUUGAUGCUUAAAUAACCAGGCUUACCUCAAACGUUAUAUGUUCACAUUCUCUUCGUCAAUAUUAUCUUUUCAUGAAUUUAUUAAAACGAUGAUACUACACUAUUUAAAAUAGCGAAGAGAUGAACAAAGAAAUAUGUUUGCAUAAUAGCAAAGACAUGAGUAAAUGUGUGUCUAUAUUUUCUGCCUUCAUAACGGCAAAGACACGAACAAAAGUAAUAUGUAAUUACAAUAUAUAUAAAGCAUAGAAAUUAAGUAAUUUGUGAUUUAAGUAUCCAUAAGGACAAAGAAAUAAACAAAAUAGUAUGUGUUUCCUAGUAUUCAUAUUAGCAAAGAAAGGAACAAAUGAUAUUAAUCGCUGUAUGCGGAUAUGAAUAUUCAUGAUGGAGGGACAUAAUCAUGAUAAUAAUGUCCUGCGAAAAUUCAUUUAUUUAUGAGAGGAACCGUGGUGCCGAAAGGUUAAGGCGACUGACAGUCUACGAUCGCUAGCCCUCUACCACUGGGUCGCGGGUUUGGGUACGCUGGCAGUCGCCAGGUACACA
Molecule: messenger RNA, 2935 nt
Organism: Mizuhopecten yessoensis (Yesso scallop)
Lineage: Eukaryota; Metazoa; Mollusca; Bivalvia; Pectinida; Pectinidae
Product: monocarboxylate transporter 12-like
Exons: 7
Coding region: 142-1668 (508 amino acids)
Biological process (GO): transmembrane transport; monocarboxylic acid transport
Molecular function (GO): monocarboxylic acid transmembrane transporter activity
Source: RefSeq, a predicted model, not a curated record